Messenger RNA from Candidula unifasciata, 466 nucleotides. Lineage: Eukaryota; Metazoa; Mollusca; Gastropoda; Stylommatophora; Geomitridae. The record is from the annotation of a GenBank genome assembly.
AACGUAUCAGUUGUAGUCUCCGUGCUGACCUUGACAAGCAUCUCUAUCGAGCGGUGGUUCGCCAUCUGUAAACCUUUGACCUUCCAACAGACCAAGGCCAGGGUCGUAGCGUGUGUGGUCAUCAUCUGGCUGGUGGCCAGUCUGACCUCGAUGCCCCGGCUGUUUAUGAUGGAGGAGAUCCAUGACGAUAUGUUCCCGCCGAACGUGACUAUCUUGCUGACAACGUGCGCUCCGCGAGACGUGGCAGAGGCUCGACAGUACGAGAUCUUCCUGAUUGUUGCUUUCUUUGCCUUCCCAAGCGUGGUCAUGGGCUACAACUACACAGCUAUAGCCUUCUGUUUGUGGUCUAGUUCCAAAGCUUCCAAACACCUGACAGAUGCUGACCAGCGAGCCAUUGUCUCCCAGCUGAUGGCCAGGCGGCGCACAGCCAAGAUGUUGGUCGUUGUGGUUGUUGUGUUCUUUCUGU